Molecule: messenger RNA, 512 nt
Organism: Dreissena polymorpha
Lineage: Eukaryota; Metazoa; Mollusca; Bivalvia; Myida; Dreissenidae
Exons: 2
Coding region: 87-512 (141 amino acids)
Source: RefSeq, a predicted model, not a curated record
ACCAUGGCGUAAAAAGCUAUUCUCAUGCUAUAUGGUAGAUCUACGGUGCAAUAUGAGUAACACGUUGAAAGAAAAAACAAACUAAAAUGAGUGAUAGAAGGUACAAUAAAAACUGGCACGGUGGUGAUGUUUGCAGACGGAUGGAUUUUAGACCUUCCAAUCUCAUCAACGUACAUCCAUCAAGGAAAAUUCGGGAACGUAUGGGGUGUUUAAACAAGACAAUAUCGACGAGACAAAGAUUUUUGGAAGCAUCAAAGCUGACGAAUGACGGAGUCCGGAAGAGUGGAAACGCGAACAAAAGAAUCGCUGAUGCGAAAUAUUCCAUCGACAAGUCAUUUGGAGAUGGAAAUGUAACCAAUGUAACCGAGCGUGGAGGAAAAUGGACAUCGUCAGGAGAUGGAAAGUCAACAGAGUCUGAUGGACAGGUGAAGUGUUUGAGAAACACCACACAUGAAGCAGACACAACUCCUGAAGACGAAAGCUUGUUGAUAACAUUUAAUAGGUUUCAUUGA